Messenger RNA from Xenia sp. Carnegie-2017, 386 nucleotides. Its product is annotated as pachytene checkpoint protein 2 homolog. Gene Ontology annotation, molecular function: ATP binding; ATP hydrolysis activity. Gene Ontology annotation, cellular component: nucleus; chromosome. The coding region runs from base 1 to 378 and encodes 125 amino acids. NCBI's taxonomy places the organism in Eukaryota, Metazoa, Cnidaria, Anthozoa, Malacalcyonacea, Xeniidae. Gene Ontology annotation, biological process: reciprocal meiotic recombination; meiotic recombination checkpoint signaling. The record is from RefSeq and is a predicted model, not a curated record. The transcript is spliced from 4 exons.
AUGUUCCAGAAAAUUCAAGAGUUUAUUGACGACAAACAAGCUUUAGUUUGCGUUCUUAUCGACGAGAUAAACUUUGUUGAAAGUUUAACAUCGGCAAGAAAAUCUGCGUUGAACGAACAAGAACCUUCAGAUGCCAUUCGUGUUGUGAAUGCAUUUCUCACUCAAAUUGACCAUAUGAAAAUACAUCCUAAUAUAAUUAUAUUGACAACAUCGAACAUAACUGGAGCCAUAGACGUUGCAUUCGUGGACAGAGCCGACAUCAAACAGUAUAUUGGUCUGCCAUCAGCCAAAGCUAUUUACAAAAUUUACCAUUCUUGCAUCAAGGAACUUGUAAGGGUAGGGUAUUCAAUGUUUUUACCACAGGAUACGAAAAUAUAGUUGAAACA